Messenger RNA from Ostrinia nubilalis (European corn borer), 15403 nucleotides. It is a transcript of the gene kst, whose product is annotated as spectrin beta chain, non-erythrocytic 1. Gene Ontology annotation, biological process: actin cytoskeleton organization. Gene Ontology annotation, molecular function: actin filament binding; phospholipid binding. Gene Ontology annotation, cellular component: cortical actin cytoskeleton; cell projection; plasma membrane. The coding region runs from base 186 to 13472 and encodes 4428 amino acids. The transcript has 93 exons. Lineage: Eukaryota; Metazoa; Arthropoda; Insecta; Lepidoptera; Crambidae. The record is from RefSeq and is a predicted model, not a curated record.
ACGACCGCCACGCGUUAACGUUGUUGCUGGCAUUUUACAAAAAAAGUGAACUCCCGCGUUUCGAAGUGAAUUUAAAAUUGGAAGCAGUAACGCCGACCAUCACGAGCUAUUUACAGUAUUACAGUGAUAACAGUGCCAAAGAUUAGACAUAAGCGACAGAGGCGCCACCCCGAUGCGGUGACGACAUGCAGCGCCAACUCAGCAACGUCAGCUACCAUUCGUACCAGGACUACCAGCCGGCUAGGAGAUAUGGGCCGCAGUAUGAGCCGGGCGGGUACGCGACGGCAGUGCAGCAGCGUACCAACAUGACGCAGCGCGAGGACGCGCUCAAGUUCGAGCAGGGCCGCAUCAAGGCCCUCCAAGAGGAGCGCCUGCACAUCCAGAAGAAAACAUUCACGAAAUGGAUCAACUCAUUCCUACAGAAGGCCCGCAUGGAGGUGGACGACCUGUUCGCCGACCUAGCAGACGGCCGGCGGCUCCUCAAGCUGCUGGAGAUCAUCAGCGGCGAGCGCCUGCCGCGGCCCAACUCGGGUCGCAUGCGCGUGCACAAGAUUGAAAACGUCAAUAAGAGCUUGAGCUUCUUGCACACCAAGGUGCGUCUGGAGUCCAUCGGCGCUGAAGACAUAGUGGACGGCAACCCGCGCCUCAUCCUCGGGCUCAUCUGGACCAUCAUCCUGCGCUUUCAGAUCCAGGAGAUCGAGAUCGAUGUGGACGAAGAAAAUGAGUCCUCAGAGAAGAAGUCCGCCAAGGACGCGCUACUCCUGUGGUGUCAACGGAAGACCAGUGGAUACCACGGCGUGCACAUCCACAACUUCACCGACUCCUGGCGUUCAGGACUCGGGUUCAACGCGCUUAUACACGCGCACAGGCCCGAUCUUUUCCGCUGGUCGGAAGUGCCGGUGGCGGAACCGGUGGAGACCCUGAAUCACGCCUUCGAUGUCGCGCACAAACAUCUGGGCAUCCCGCGCCUGCUCGAUGCUGAGGACGUGGACACGACCCGCCCUGACGAGAAGUCUGUGAUGACGUACGUAGCGAGCUACUACCACACCUUCGCGCGAAUGAAGAACGAACAGAAGAGCGGCAGGAGGAUCGCUAACAUCAUAGGCCAGCUGAUGGACUGCGACGGCCUGAAGACGGAGUACGGGCGCCUCAUCUCAGCACUGCUUGAGUGGAUCCGGCUUAAGAUUCAGGAGCUCAACGACCGGGAACUCCCCAACUCGUUAGAUGGCAUACAGCGGCUGUUGCUGGCUUUCAAACAGUACAGAACCGUCGAAAAGCCACCGAAGUACAAAGAGCGCUCGGAGAUCGAAGCCCUGUUCUUCCACAUCAACACGAUGCAGAAGAGCCUGGUGGGUGAAACCUGGGCGCCGCUCGAGGGCCAGCUGCCUCAAGACUUGGAGAGAGCCUGGCAGCAACUCGAACAGGCGGAGCACGCGCGUGAAAUAGCGCUGAGGACAGAACUGCUGCGGCAGCAGAGAUUGGAACAACUGAACUACAAAUUCAACACCAAGAGUGUACUCCGCAAAGGCUACCUGAAGGAAAUGAUCCAGGUGCUCUCAGACCCGCGCUACGGAUCCAACCUGGCGCAGGUCGACGCCACCGUCAAGAAACACGAGGCUAUCUCCGCGGAUAUACUCGCCAGAACGGAACGUUUCGAAGACCUAUCCGCUAUGGCAGCAGAACUAGUUCGCGAGAACUACCACGGCGCCGAAGCUGUCUCACGGACUGAACAAGCUGUCUUACAGCGCUGGAGGGAACUGCUGGAACUUCUGGAGAAACACAGAAGCCAGCUGGCCAAGUUGGCUCACCUCAUGGCGUUGUUGAGGGAAGCAGACACCAUUGGACAGACUUUGCAAGAGAUGAAGGCCCAGUUCCAAUCCGAAGAAGUAGGCCGGCACCUGGUAGACGUGGAGCGUCUGUUACAAGCGCACGCGUUACAAGAGCUCCAACUAGGCGCCGUCGACGAGGGCAUCCGCCGCCUGGUCCGGCAGGGCGCCGCCGCCGACGGCCCGCAGCCGCCGCGGGCCCAGCUCGCGCGCCAGCUGCGGGCGCUCGAGGACGCGCUGGACAGUCUGGUGGCCGCAGCCAAGGACCGCAAGGCCAGGCUUGAGGACGCGAGAAACUUGUACCAGUUCUUGGAAGACCAUGAUGAGGAAGAAGGCUGGGUGACAGAGAAACAGCGCAUCUGCCGCGCGGACGUCGCAGCGAAGGAUCUGCGCGCAGUGCUCGCGCUGCGACACAAACACGCGGCGUUACGUCACGAGAUCAGAGCGCGAGACCACGUGGCGCAGAGACACCGCGCCAAGGGACAGAGUCUGAUCGACGCCAAGCACCCAAAGAGCGCCGAGAUUGAGCGCCGGCUGUCCUCGCUUCAGCAACAGUGGGCAACGCUCAAGGAACUGGACGACGCGCGCGACAAGCAGCUGGCAGACGCCGCCGAGGCGCACCAGUUCUACGGCGACGCGAACGAAGCCGAAUCCUGGAUGAAGGAGAAGCGAGCGCUGGUUGCGACCGAAGACUGCGGCCGCGACGCUCACGAAGCCGCUGCUUUGUUAGCUCGUCAGAGGGCGCUGCAUGACGAGCUCAGAGCUCACGCGGCUGAGCUAGCAGCCUUGGAAGCUAAUGCUGAAAGAUUGACCGCUAGAGGAAUACAUACGCUACAGCUCCCCACAGAAGUCGAGUCCGCAGCGGCUUUAGAAGAAGAAGAAUGGGUCAAGGAAUCCCGACUGGUGCCGACAGAAGUCUGGGAGGAGGAGCCCGUGGAGAGACUGGAACAUCGCACUGUUACUGAGGAGCGCAGCGUGCCGCAGGUCAAGGCCCUCUACGCUUUCACCGGACAAGGCAUAUCAAUGCAGAAGGGCGAGGUGAUGUUCCUCAUCAACAAGACCAAUCCGGACUGGUGGUCGGUGCGGAAAGCUGACCGGACCGAUGGCUUUGUCCCCGCUAAUUAUGUGCGAGAGAUCGAGCCGAGGGUUGUACCGGUGCAAGUUCGCCGCCCAGAGAAAGUCCGUACUGUCCAGCGCGUGAAGAAGACGGUCCUAGUGAAGCAGGUGGUGCCAGUGCGUCGUCCGCGGCCGCACGCCCGCCGCGCGUCCCGCGCCGCGCCCGCGCGUCUGCCCACCGUUGAAGACAGGCGAGCGGCCAUUAAAAAGGACUACGAGGAGCUCCUCCAACUCUCGGAGGCUCGCCGGGCGCAACUAGAAGACGCCAUCCAACUGUACGGCUUCUUCGCGGAGUGCGACGACUUCGACAAGUGGAUGAAGGAACGCGAGAGGAUGCUGCGAACUGAUGACGCAGGCGACAGUGUGGACACGGCCAAGAGGAAGUACGAGAAAUUCGUGACGGACCUCUCGGCGGCGUCCAAGCGUCUCGAACACAUCGACGCAGCAGCAGAACAGCUGGUGGCUGCCAAGCACAGCCAGGCCGGCAAGGCGACCGCCAGGAGGCAGCAGCUGAAGCAGCAGUGGGACCGGCUGCUGCGGCUCAAGCAGCAGAAGGAGAAGAGCUUGGAAGGCGCUUCCAGCGUGGAACUCUUCGGCCGCACCUGCGACGAGGCGCUCGACUGGAUGGCCGAGAAGGAACAACAGCUGGCGGCCAGCAACGCGCCGCCUUCCGACCUGCGCACAGUGCAGGCCUUGCAGCGGCGACACGCACAGCUGGAGAGAGAGUUGGAGCCGCUGCGAGAGAAGGUGUCUACUGUCAACCUGCUGGCCACUGACGUCAAGAGCCAAUACCCCAACGAGCGAGCCAACGUGGAAGCGCGCCAGCAAGAGAUCAAGGCGGUAUGGGAGCGGUGCCAGGCGCAGGCCGCCGAGCGACGCUCCCGGCUGGAGAGCGCCGUGGGACACCAGAUAUUUGGCAGGAGCAGCCAGAUGCUGCAGGAUUGGCUGCAGAACGUGCACGAGCAGCUGUCUUCCGAGGCAUCAGCUAAGGACGUGGCGACGGCGGAAGCGCUGCACAAAAGACACCAGGAACUUGGCGAUGACAUCAAGGCACAUGAGGAUGAGUUCAAAGAGGUGAUCGGGCUGGGCAAGCAGCUGGUCGGCAACAACCCGUCGCUGAACGACGUCGCCGACAAGAUCAACCAUCUGCACGACGAGCAGAAGGCUGUUGAGAAACACUGGGCGGAGAAAGACGCGCGUCUAAAGCAGCUGGUACAACUAGCGAGCUUCAACCGCGAGGCCGACCACAUCGACGCGGCCAGCGGCGCGCACCUAGCCUGCCUCGACUACCGACACACCGGGUCGUCUGUGGACGAAGCAGAGGCGCUUCUCAAGAGACACGAAGAAUUAGAGGCUCGUUUAGCAGCACAGGACGACCGCCUGGCUGCGCUCAAGCAAAGAGCCGCUAAUCUACAGCGUGCACAACAUUAUGCUGCUGACCACAUCGUAGCGCGCCGCGACGCAGUCGUACAAAAGCGCGAUGCGGUGCGACACGCUGCGGCGGAUAGAAGGCGGGCGCUACUCGCCAGCUUGGCUCAUCAGCAGUUCCUCGCCGCUGCAGAAGAACUCCAGAGUUGGAUCCAGGACAAAACUAAAACGGCGAAAGAUCAGAGCUACAGGGAUCUCGCCAACUUGGAGCGCAAGCUGCAAAAGCACGAGGCAUUCGAACGGGAACUGCAGGCCAACGAGAAGCAACUCAGAAAUGUGGAGAGCAUCGGCCAGUCCCUCCAGACCUCAGACCCGGCUCGUGCAGCGGAAGUAUCAGAACAACUGCAGGCGCUUCAGACAGCUUGGGAGCAGCUGGUGGCUGCAUCCCGCGAUAAGGGCAGCAAGCUGCGGCAAGCUGCAUUACAGAGACAGCACAGGCGACAAGGUACCAUAGAGGUAUCAGAACAACUGGUCACGCUGCAGACAGCUUGGGAGCAGCUGGUGGCUGCAUCCCGCGAUAAGGGCAGCAAGCUGCGGCAAGCUGCAUUACAGAGACAGCACAGGCGACAAGGUACCAUAGAGGUAUCAGAACAACUGGUCACGCUGCAGACAGCUUGGGAGCAGCUGGUGGCUGCAUCCCGCGAUAAGGGCAGCAAGCUGCGGCAAGCUGCAUUACAGAGACAGCACAGGCGACAAGGUACCAUAGAGGUAUCAGAACAACUGGUCACGCUGCAGACAGCUUGGGAGCAGCUGGUCGCAGCGUCGCGAGAUAAGGGCAGCAAGCUGCGGCAAGCUGCAUUACAGAGACAGCACAGGCGGAGCGUGGAAGACGCCAAGGCUCGGCUCGUGGACUUGGAGCGAGCGCUCAAGAGCGAGGAAGUCGGCACCGACCUGAGGAGCUGUAAGAGGCUCAUGACUCAGCACCAGGCUGUAGAACAAGAGCUGACCCAAUGGGAACAAAAGGCCUCGUCGCUCUCCGCGCAAGGCGAGGACCUCGUAUCGGACGGCCACUUCGACGCCGCUGCCAUACAGCGGGAAUCCGCUGCGUUGACGCGCGCCCUUCAAGCAUUACAUGCCCCAGCUGCUGAUAGAAGACGUGCGCUCAGCACUAGUCUACAGCUCCACAAAUUCGCUGCGGAAGUAGCCGGCGAGCUGGACUGGCUGAACGAGCGUAAAGCAGCGGCAUCGUCCGAAGCCCUUCCCGGUGACCUCCACGCUGCCCAGACGGCGCUCAAGAAGCACAGCAAGCUGGUCGGCGAGCUGGCUGGUAGAAAACCGCUGGUGGAGCGCGUCAUCGGCCAGGGACGCGCUCUGAUGGAGGACAGGCAUCCGCAGGUCGACAAGAUAUCAUCUCUCUGCGAGUCGCUAUCCACCGCCUACGAAGAAGUAUCAGCGGCGGCCGAAGCCCGCGGCGCGCGUCUGGAAGCCGCGGCGCGCGCGCAACAGUUCGUGCACGACGCGGCCGAGCUGGAAGCCUGGAUGGCUGAUAAGGCUGCUGCGUUAGCUGAUGCUGACGUUGGCAGAGACAGGCAUAGGGCGACGCAACUCCUGACCAGGCACAAGGCCGUAGAAUUAGAACUAGACACAUACGCAGCCAUCGUCGCCGAGAUGGGCCGAGCAGCCGCGUCGAUGGCGGACGGUGAGGGCGAAGCGCUAGUCCAGAGGCACGAGCAGCUAGCUGCUAGCUUGCAGCGCUUGCAGCGGCUUGCGGCGCACCGCCAGCGAGCGCUGGUUGAGAGCGUAUGCAGACAUGAGUACCUAGCGGAAAGCGCCGAGCUAGAGAGUUGGAUACAGGAGCAGUACACGGCUGCCUCUAGCGAAGACUACGGGCAGGACUACGAGCACUUGCUGAUCCUAAGGUCCAAGUUCGAAGAAUUACGCCUGCGCGUAGAGAGCGGUGCUGAACGGUUCAGCCAGUGCGAGGAGCUGGCCAAGAAGCUGUUAGCCACCGACAGCCCAUACAUCGCCGACAUCGAACGCAGACAGGAGGCGCUGGGCGAGUCCUGGCAACGCCUAGUCGACCAGAUCCAAUCCCGAGGCGCGAAACUCCACGCCGCUGGCGAAAUACACCGCUUCCACCGCGACGUGGCUGACUUACUGGCCAGGGUCCACGACAAGAGGGCCCAGCUGUCCCAGGACUUGCCAGCGGGGGCUGCGGCGCUGAGAACUAGGGACAGCACUGAGAAUGACCUGCUGGCUAUUGAUGCUCAGAUGCAGGUGCUCCAAGAAGAAGGAUCCCGACUACAAAAGUUAUACCCAGGCAGCAACGUACAGCAGAUCGCGUUGCAGCAGCAAGCGUUGGAAGACGCUUGGGCGGCGUUAAGAGCGGCUGCUGAUGAGAGGAGACGACAGCUGGAGAUGCAGGCUGAUCUGCACCAGUUUAGGGCACAGGUCCGCGACCUGACCUCCUGGUGUAGCAGCGUGGUGUCAUCGCUCGCGGCGAGCGGCGCCGGCGCCGGCGGCGUGCGUGACGCGGCUUCGGCUCAAGCGGCGCGCGCAGAGCACGACGCGCUGAGAGCAGAGCUGGAUGCACGCGAUGACUCCUUCCGUGCUGCGCUUGAUCAUGGACAGAGGCUGCUGGAAGAAGGACACCCGGCUUCACAGGAGGUGGAAGCAAAAUGCACUCAACUGGUGGAAGCGCGAGCGGCGGCCGCGGGCGCGUGGGCGGCGCGGCAGGUGGCGCUCGACCAGCUCAUCGACCUGCACUGCUUCCUGCGGGAUGCGGCGCAAUUACACGAGUUGUGCGCUGCCCAGGAACAUGCUCUAGCUGUGGAGAUAUCUCCCGAUUGCAGCGUGGAAGAAGUGGACAACCAACUCAAGAAACACGAGGCGUUUGAGAAACUGAUCGCCACUCAGGACGAGAAACUGGCCACCCUGAAUAGUCACGGAGACAAACUGCUACAACAGAACCACGUGGAAAGCCAGCGCAUCGCUGACGAGCUGCAGAACAUUAACGAGAGGCGGACCAAGUUGCACGAGGCGUGCGCGGCUCGUCGCGGUCGUCUAGCACGUCAGCGCGCGCGCGCACAGUUCGCGCGCGACGCCGCCGACACGCGCGCCUGGCUCGCCGACAAGCGCGCCAAGCUCACCGCCGACCAGCUGCAAGGCGAAGUCACAAGUCUCGAAGACAAGAUCAAGAAACUCCAGAAGCAUCAGGCCUUCACCGCGGAAUUAGCCGCGAACAAAGCGCGCCUGGCCGAGGUCGGCGCGCUGGCGGCGCAGCUGCGGCCUGAUUCGGAGGUCGAGCAGCAGCUGCAAGCGCUGGAGGAGCAGUGGCGGCAGCUGGAGGAAGCUACAGAGCAGAAGGGUCGUGGCUUGGAGGAAGCUCAAGACAUAUUGGAGUUCAACCAGCACCUGGACAAGAUUGAAGCCUGGAUCAGAGACAAGGAGAUGAUGGUGCAAGCUCACGAAUUAGGCCGCGACUACGAGCACUGCAGCGCGUUACUCCGCAAACUUGACGACCUGGACAGCGAUAUGAAGGUCGACGACAAGCAUGUUAAAAGCAUCUGCGCACUCGCCGAUAAACUGCUGCAGCAGGGCCCGACGCAGCAAGCCACGAGCGUGGCAUCCCGGCGCGACGUGUUCCUAGCCAAGUGGCGAGCGCUGAGCGGCGCGCUGCAGCAGUACCGGGACAACCUCAACGCGGCGCUCGAGAUACACUCCUUCAACAGGGACGUAGAAGACACAGAGGAGCGUAUCGCCAAGAAGGCAGCGCUGUUCAGCAGCACUGAACGCGGGCGUGAGUUGUCGGCUGCAAGAGAGUUGCAGCGCCGCCAUAUUGCGAGAGCAGCCGAAACCAGAGCCGUGGGAGACAAGAUCAAGGCUUUGGAGGCUGAAGGAACGAAACUGGCUGCAGAACACCCGGACCGCGCGAAAGAGAUAGAAGACAGCCUGAAGAGCCUCCGCGAAGGGUGGGACAACCUGCAAAAGUUGGCGGACAAACGCACCGCUCUGUUGGAGGAGGCCAUCGCGGAACACAAGUUCGAUGAGACUUUGAAGGAGCUGGAGCUGUGGGUGUCGGAGAGCAUCAAGCGCAUGGACAGCGCCGCGCCGCCCGAGAGCGUGCCUGACGCGGAGGCCGCCUUAGAGCUGCACCACGAGAGGAAGGCCGAGAUCGACGGGCGUCAGAAGGCCAUCCUGUCCCUCCAGAAGGAGGUGGAACAUGUCCCGGAGAAGAAGCAGCGCGUGGAACAUCUGUCCCGCACGCUGGACGGCGCCUGGCUGCAGCGCAAGCAGUACAUAACGCAGGCGCACCAGCUGCAACUGCUGAAGGAGCAGGCGCGACAGACGGAAGACUGGCUCGCGGCUAAGGAAGCCUUUCUGAAUAACAUCGACCUCGGAGAGAACAUCGACGCCGUAGAGACCCUGAUCCGCAAGCACGCGGAGUUCGCCAAACUUCUGGACUCGCAGCUAGGCCGCGUGGACGAACUGGAAAAGUUCGCUCGAGGAAUGUUACAGGACGACCACUAUGAUAGGGAGUAUAUUGAGAAGAGGCUGGCUGAGAUACUGGCGAGGAGGGACAAACUUAAGGAGUCGUGCCUAGCCCGCGGCGUGAAGCUGGAACAAUCAAGGCAACUGCAUCAGUUCUCAAGGGAUCUGCAGCACGAGCGCGAGUGGAUCGCGCUGAAGAUGCAGCAGGCGGCUGAACAGAACUACAGAGACCUGUCAAACCUCCAAAGCAAGAUCCAGAAGCAAGCGGCCUUCGAAUCAGAACUGGCCGCCAACAAGGGCCGCAUCGAUGACGUCGCCAACCACGGCGAAGAACUUAUCGAAGCGAACCACUACGCCGCUCAAGAAAUCACUGAGCAGGUCGAAGAACUGGAGAACCAAUGGAGAGAACUGCAGGCGGCCGUGAAACUCCGCCGUGAGCGGCUCCAACAAGCCUACCAGGCUCGCGUGUACCUGCGAGGCCUGGACGACUUCACGGCCUGGCUCGACGACGUCGAAGCGCAACUACUCAGCGAGGAUCACGGCAAGGACUUAGCCUCAGUGACAGCUCUCCUCAAGCGCCACACGCGCUUAGAACAGCAAGUGGGCAGCAAGAGCGAGACAGCUGCGCAGCUCGCCGACACGGCCCGACAGCUGGCCGACAGCGGACACUUCAUGGCCGACGAGAUACUGGACAAAGCCGACAGCGCUGUGAAGAGUAACAAACUUCUAUGGUGCAAGAGCGAGACAGCAGCUCAGCUCGCCGACACGGCCCGACAGCUGGCCGACAGCGGACACUUCAUGGCCGACGAGAUACUGGACAAAGCCGACAGCGCUGUUAAGAGAUACCGGCAACUACAAGAGCCCAUGCAGAUCCGGCGCGACAACUUGGAAGACGCUGCGUUACUGCACCGCUGGGAAAGGGACGCCGACGAAGAACUCAAGUGGCUGAAGGAGCGCGAGGCGGCGGUGCUAUCGGAGGAAUACGGCAACGCCUUAGCCGAGUCGCAGGCGCUUCUGAAGAAACACCUCGCGCUCGAGGCAGAAAUCAUCGCCAGAGAAUCAACAGUGAAAGGCGUGUGCAACCGCGCGGCGCAACUAUGCAGGCGAGGUCACUUCGCGUCUCAAGCGCUUGACAACUCCUCUAAAGCGCUGCUGGCCGCGCUGCAGACGCUACUCCACGCUGCUGCUACCAGGACGCAAAGGAUUAACGAAAGAUGCGAGCUGUUACAACUGACGUCAGAAAUAUCAGAAGCGGCAGCAUGGCUGGCUGAACGGCGAGGAGCUUUGGUCUCCCCAGACGUGGGUCGCGACGAGGAAUCAGUUCUGGCGCUGGCCAGACGAUUGGACGCACUGCAAAGGGAACUACAGGCGUUUGACAGCAACGUGUCCAAGCUGGAACGCGGCGCCGCUGCCUUAGCGACCCGCGAGCCAUCGGACCGCGCAUUAGUCGAGGAGCGCCUGUCCGAACUGAAGGCCAGCUAUGAAGAAAUGAAGCUGCUGUCAGCCAAGCGGCAGCAGCGCUUGCAGCAGAGCUUGAAGUACUUCAAGUUCGUCCAAGAGUGCGAGGAAGUCCAGGAAUGGAUCAGCGAGCAAAUGUCAGCAGCCGCGAGCGAAGAAUACGGGCUGGACGUAGAACACGUUGAGACCCUGCAGCAGGCCUUCGACAAUUUCCUGGCACAACUGCACGCCAACGAAGGCCGCAUAGAGGCGGUGUGUGAGAGCGGCAACGCGCUCUUGGAAGAGAACGCGCCGGAAGCAGACAAGGUCAAGCAACGUGUGGAGGACACCAGAGGACUAUGGGAGGACUUAAAGGAAUUAGCACUUGCUAGGCAGGAGGCCCUAGCAGGUGCUCGCCAAGUCCACGAGUUCGACCGCUCCGCAGACGAGACGGCAGCCUGGGUGGCGGAGAAGGAAGCACUCUUGCCGGACGCAGGCGCGCGGUCACGGACCGAGUUGCACGCACAGAAACGACGCCUUACUGCAUUGCAUGCGGAUUUGGACGCUAUAAGGGCUAGACACUCUGGAUUAAAGGAAGAGGCUGCUAGGCUGGGCACAGCAUUCCCCGACGCCAAGGAGCACGUGACAGCCAAGCUAGAAGACGUUUCGGAAGCGCUGGAGGCACUCGCGGCGAGAGCAGACCACGCGGGGACACAGGUCGAGCUGGCGGAACAACUGCAGGCCUACUUCGGGACCUACCAGGAACUGCUGGCGUGGACCAACGAGAUGAUCGCGCGCGUGACGGCCGCGGAACUGGCCCGCGACGUGGCCGGAGCGGAGAGACUGCUGGCGAGACACAAAGACAUGCGAGCAGAGAUCGACGCUAAGGAUGAUGACUUCCAGAGACACUAUCACGACGGUAAGUCUUAUGGGAUCGCGCGCGUGACGGCCGCGGAACUGGCCCGCGACGUGGCCGGAGCGGAGAGACUGCUGGCGAGGCACAAGGACAUGCGAGCGGAGAUCGACGCGAAGGAGGAUGACUUCCAGAGGCACUACCACGACGGCGAAAAACUAAUCCACGACGGCCACUUCAUGUCGGCGGAGAUCGAGGAACGAAUGAGCGUCCUACGCAGCCGCCGCGCGCAGUUAGAAGCCGCCUGGGAGAGACGCAGCACCGUCUACGCACAGCAUCUGGAUGCAUUGCUGUUCAGACGGGAUGCUGAUGCUCUGAGUGGCUGGAUAGAGAGCAGGGUGCCACUAGUCCGCGACGGCAAGUACGGCGAGAGCGUGGCGCAGGUGGAGGAGCUUAUCAGCCGCCACCGCGACUUAGAAGAAACCAUCGAGUCGCAAAGAGACAAGUUUAACGCGCUCAAACGCAUCACGCUGGUGGAGCAAGCCUUCGCAGCGAUGCGCGACGAGGAAGAAGCGGCCAGACGACGCUCGGCAGAAAGGCAGGAGGCUGAAAGGAUGCAGCAAUACAGACGCCGCGAGCUGCAGAGGAUCGCUGAGGAGAGAAGACAGGAGGCCACGCCGCCUGCACAGCCACCUAGAGAGGCGGAGCGCGUACUGGGUCAGUCGACAGAGACCUUGGAAGAAGCGUCGCCCGCGACGUUAGAACGCCUGCCCAAGCACGACGCAGCCGUCAAGCGAGCCGAGAGCAUGAGUGUGGUGAAGACGCCCAAGCGAACGCCGUCGUUCACAACGCGGCGUCGCACACAAAGCUUCCGCCGCCACCGCCGGCCUGAGGAGCUGCCGCCGGUUGAGAUCGAAGGUUUCCUGGAGCGCAAGCAAGAGGCCGGUUGCGGCGGCAAGCGAGCCACCGUCCGAUCCUGGCGUGGUUACUACUCGGUGCUGUGUGGACAGCUGCUCUGCUUCUUCAGGGAUGAGCUGGACUUCGCGAGUUCUAAGGCCGCCGCCCCUCCCGUGGCUAUACUUAACGCCACUUGCUCACCGGCCGGCGAUUACACAAAACGCGCGCACGUAUUCCGUCUGGCCUGCGCGGACGGCGCCGAGUAUCUCUUCGCCGCCGCCACCCGCGACUUGAUGAGAGACUGGGUGGCCAAGCUCGCCUUCCAUGCUCAACUACCGCCGGAGUUACAGCUGACUCCGUACUCGCCUAAUACAAUCCUCAGGAUGAAAAUAACGAACGCCGGCUCCUCGUCAUCAUCAGCGGCGUCGUCUCCCGAACCGGCCAGACAAUCUCGCUCGCAAGCAGAGAUCCUUCAGCAACACCGCUCGCAACAACGCGCCUCCGCCACGCCAGAACGGACCGAGAGGAAUAUCGAAUCGACGGUGCUGCCAUCAUUGCCGCCUCGGCAGCCCCCGCAAGAUGACGGAGCCGAUAUAGUUUUGAGAAAUUCUGAACAAACCAGCUCUUGGGGCAGAUCGCGGUUUUCAAACGGGCGCGACAUCAACGCAGAGUUCAUAAAAUCACAGAAAGAAGCAAAUCUCAAAAUAGAAGGCGCUCCACCGCUACCUCUAUCUGGCCCACCCGACCGCUCGAACGUUCCCGAGCGCGCGCCGAAUCUGCCCGAACGCGCGCCGAACUUACCCGAGCGCGGACCGACAGUACCCGAGCGAGGUCCGAUGCUACCCGAGCGAGGGCCGAUGUUACCCGAGCGAGGACCGAUGCUAACCGAGCGUGGGCCGAUGAUACCCGAGCGAGGGCCGAUGACAGCCGAAAGGACUCACGACAGAAACCCAGAAAAGCAAUCCGUGCACGCUCUAGUGAAUAGCUAUCAGCAAAGAAUGACGGGCAGCUAUCAAGGCCCCCCUCGGGAUGCGAACCGCAACUCAUCGUGGUCGCUGGAGCGGCAGAACAACAACUGGCAGAGCGUGGAGACGACUUCGCACUUCUACACGGCCAGCGAGCUCGGAUCAAGCCAUCUCUUGUAUGUGCUCCACCGGGUCAAAUGUACGCUUUAUAUGUAUAUUUUUAUGUAUUUUGUGUAUUAUGCGCUUCGUUCUGUGUUUGGUACUUGUCUGUGUUGUGUUCUUUUUGUUUUUAUUCGCUUACCUAUUUAUAUUUAUUCUUCAUACGGUGGGAACAGCAGCACUCGCCCGGCUUCCGUCGCCGGCAGCGGAGGAUCGCCCGCGCUUGACCAGAGACCCGCUUCUAGGUCUUCCGGUGAAUCCGAACUGUCAGUGAGCGGCGUCACAAAAGAAAAGAAAGACAAGAAGGGCGUCUUCGGAGGCCUGUUCAGCAGGAAGAAGCGGCCUCAGAGCCACAUGUAGGCUCCACCCGUAGACUAGUCAAGAGCAGUUACAACAAUACGAAAAGGUGAAUAGGUAUGUUUCAUCAAACUUGAAUUAAUAAAAAAAAUAUUCUCUAUUUUCAACUAAAGCCUGGUCCGUGAGCACGUAGAAUUUUGUCCAAUGACCCCAAGCUACCCAUCCUUAUCGCUCGCGCGUAAUUAUAUUGCUAUCGCGACUGUGUAGCGUGCUCACAGACCAGACUAUAGUUACACUACUUAAUAGCAAUAAAUAUAUUGAAUUUGAAAAAAAGUGUGUCACAUUUAAUUAAAAAAAAUGUAACAGUUCAAAAAAUUGUAAAACAAUUCAAAAAAUUGUAAAACAGUUCAAAACGUUUGUUCGUUACAUAACUGUCAAUUGUGUAAUCGAGCCUUAAUAAUAAUUUAAUACUGUUGUAGCUGCUUCUGACUAAAGAAUAUUAACGUAGCGUGUAUAUACUAUUGUAUUGGUAUAUAAUAUACAGUAAUUCAUUUAUAUACGGCCGUAUACAGGUCGAUAAGUUGUUGAAAUUCGUGCCUUUGCUUAUAUGUAUACAAAUAUACAUUCGUGGGAUGUAGAUAUCAUAUGAAAAUAAAAAUUGUUUGUCUAUACUGUACUGUGUUAGAAAAAUAAUAAUUUUGACUGAAAUCAAAUUUAAAGACUAGAAAAACAUUCCUUCAACGUUUUUUUCUGCAUUCCACGGCUUUUUUGUUUACUGUAUCUUUUUUGGUGUAUGUAUACGUACACUGUAUUGUGUAUAUAUUUGUUUAUUAUCAAAAACAUAAUAAUUAUAACUUGUCAGAUAGUUUACAGUACAAUUUUGACAACCUUACUUAGAUUUUCGAUAGAAAUGGCCGAAAAAUUACCAUUUUCAUUGAAAUUAACUGUCACAAAUGUGAGAACUUGGAAAUUGGGACCAAUAAUUUAAUUGCAAACAAUAAACAAUUGUUUGUUAUAGAAUAAUUUUUUGUUUGACCGUUAAAUUGUUUGUAAAACAAAUGGUGCUGUUUUACGUGUUUUUAAUCUUUUUAAUUUUUAAAUUAAAUUAAAAUUUCUGAACAUUAAAACAAGAAUUUAUUCUAUAACAAUGUUUUAAAUUAAUGUUAUGGUAGUAACAGAUAUUGUUUUUUGUUUUAAAUCAUGUUUUAAAUAUUUAUAUGGCUGUUAACGUCAUUUUUAAAAGUAUUAAAGCAAUAAAUACAUCGGCGAGACAAUAAUAAUGUGUUAUAUCUAGUUUUAAAUGUAAGUAAUUAAGUAUAAUUAUUUCAUAUUUAACCUUUUUCUUUAAAAGCUCUGUAUAGUCGCCAGUAGUUCAACCUACAACAGAACAAAAAAAAGAGAAAAUAUCUUUUAAAAUGAGAUAACAAAUGAAAUCCAAGUAAAUGCUGAGCGAAUUUUCGACAUUAUUUGUUGAACAUAAGAUUGAAAAUCAAGUAACGUAAUUUUGUUGUUGGUUGACGUACUGGCGACCAUUCGACAACCAAAUAUAUUGUCUUUGGUCAGUCGAAUCUUAAUCAGCAGACUUUGUAUUGAGCAUAAUUUAAGUUAACUUCGCUUUAAGAAUAAAAUCAAUCGGCCAUUUGUCCUUUAAUAUUUUAUUAAUUUCUAAGUCGCUUGUCGCACCGCCGGGAGUUUGUUGAAAGUUUUUUUGCAACUGAGGGUAGUUUUAACACUGCUAAUUCAAGACCUAUCAAGUUCAGAAUGCUUUGAUCUGAUCAACAACCGCUCAAAAACUUUGGGCUUAUAAACAGCGCCAUCUAGUCCCAAACUAAGCAAAGCUUAAAAUUUAUAACAUUUGUCUGAAAACUUAUUUAAAUGGAUGCAUGGCGGAAAAAAGUGCUCAUAAGCAAAAUAGCGACCCAUACACAGUUUUCGACGAUUUUUGCUAACUUCAAUAGUGACGUGUUUCAUUCAUUUUUUUAUAAGUGACAGCG